GUGAAUAGAUACGUAAACAAUGGAUGUAGAUCAUUUACCAGAGGCAGACAAGAAACAGUCAACAUACUGCAACAUCAUGGAAGGAAGGCCCUGUAGAGCUGCCUGUUUUGACUGGGAUUUCAGGGAGGUAGCUUUUACAGGACCAGCAAAAAGGGAAGGAAUUUUUUAUGAAAGACAAAAAUUUAUGACGAUGGUUAAGGAGCUUAACUUUACCAUCUAUCCUUCAGAAAAAGAAGUUAGAGUAACCCGAAGUUUACCCAAACGAAACUUUAUCAAGGAGUUAAAAAAAUUUAAAAAUCUGUGUGUGUCAGAACCCUGUGGCUGCAUUUUGCUGUCCAUUUCUUCACAUGGAGUGAUUGUGAAAACCGAUGACCAGAUAGACAGUGGGGAUUUUGAAACAUUUGAAGAUUUCAUCCUAACUCACCCUGAGCUUGACCAAAAUGAAUUUUCCACAAAUUAUGUUGAUGAACGUGUCUCAGUAAAAGAAAUCAUGGAAAUGUUUAGAGAUGAAAGAUUGAAAAAGAUUCCCAAAAUAUUCUUUAUUCAGGCAUGUAGGAACCAAAUUCAUCCAGCUGAUCUAGAUGCAGAUAUUGGCUUUGAUGUGUGUGUUGUACGAGAUAACGGAGAGGGUGAACCAUUGCCACAAAAUCAUUUACUAGUCCCACAAGCUUCUCCAGGCAAAAACAUGGCAUACUCCCCACCGUAUUUAGAGAACAGUGUCAUUGUCUUCUCCACUCCAUUUGGUUAUGUAGCAGGAGUUGAAUCUACACAAUUUGGAAGUCAUGUAUGGGAUGUUCUUGAGGAUACACUAAAAAGUAUGGUACCAGUAAAUGGAUCAAUAAAUCUUCUUGACUGGUUAAAGAAGACAAAUGGAGAACUGGCUAAAGAUGAAAAUUUUGAAAUUCAACGUAAUGUGAAAUACAAACCUCUUCUCAGUAUCAGCCAUACACUGACAAAACAGAUUUUGUUUAAGCUACAGCGCGAGUGAUAUUCAAAUCUGGUCAUAUUUUUUCUUUUAGAGUAACCAUGAUUAUGUACAUGAUACAUUUUCAUUCAAAUAUAUACAUCAGUUACAUGUAAAUCUUUAGGUCAAUGAUAAAAGUUCCUCAACCCUCGAUCAGCUCAAUAAACUAUGAAGUGUUAUUGUUAUUCAAAAGAUGUCUCAAACUCGAUUUUUGUUUGUUUGUUGAAUUUCCAAUGAAUUAUGUUGUACUAUCGGAUUACUACAUGUACAUUUUUUUUAUAUAUAUAGAUGUGGAAUCUAACAAUCAUACAAGCAAAUAAUUCUGGAUUUAUAAUUUAUUGAUUAAUACUGAAGACUUGGGGUUGUCAGACGAACAAAAUAAGUAUUCUCUUGUAAGUGAUAAGUUAAUUGAUUUGUUUGAAGAAUGAUCUUUUUGUGAAACAAUAGUCUGAUUAUUAUUGCAUGUAUCAACUGAGAAAAAGAGGAUUAAAUGGUUUUUAGCAAAAUAAAUGAACCUUUAUCUAACUAUUACAUUGCUGUUUCCUUUAAAUAAUAAUGUUUACUGUUUACCAUUGGUACCUUGAUCUGAAAAAAUAUGAAUGAUUAUCUGAACCGAAAGCUAGAACUUUCCAUGUAUAAUGGAAGCUACGUAAUUGCUUAUAUAAAACAGUGGUAUAUUUUUUUAAAAGAAAUUUUUUAAAACCUGAUCUGCUUUGCUAUCUAUAAAAGGAUAAUUAUAAUGAAUCAUAUACCUGUAGCUCUACAUGUAGAUAUUUCACGUAAACUGAUCUUUGUGCUCUCUUACGAUUUUUUUUCUUAUCAUCCUUUUGAAAUUUUAUCAAAAAUAUUUUGUAUAAGUUUCAUAUAAGUCAUCAUUGUCCUUUAACUGUUCAUCUAUGAUGUAAAAACGAUGGGAAACUCCAGCAAUGUAUAGAGCGCAAAAAUUUGUCAAUAGAAAAAAACAAUAUAGAGUAUAUUUGUGACUUGGUAAUUUCAAGGUAAUAUCAAUGAAAUGAAAACUUUUUUAAUUCAUUCAAAAUUAUUUUAGUUGUCACAGGGUGCUCAGGGGCAAUGACCAUAUAGGAUUCUUUUUUGUCAUAGCACCAAGCUUCUUUAUUGUGUCAAGCAAUAUGUGAAAUGGAUAAUUUUGAGGCAACAGUUUUAUACAUGUAUACCAUAUUCUUUUACAAAAAUACAGUCAUUUAUUCAA
Molecule: messenger RNA, 2174 nt
Organism: Magallana angulata
Lineage: Eukaryota; Metazoa; Mollusca; Bivalvia; Ostreida; Ostreidae
Exons: 7
Coding region: 20-988 (322 amino acids)
Biological process (GO): proteolysis
Molecular function (GO): cysteine-type endopeptidase activity
Source: RefSeq, a predicted model, not a curated record